AUGGCUGAGCAAUAUCUAACCUUUGGUGCAGGUUCGGUGAAGUGUUGGUCGAUCUCCAAGGAGCAAGAAGACGAGGUUGAGAGGGUGAGGUUAUUGUUGUCAGAGACCGAGCGUGAGUGUAAAAACUUAGUCACCCAGAAGAAUCUGCUUGAGUCCGGCCUUUUGCAAGGGAUGGCAGGUAUCAUAAAGGGAAGCACUAAGGUGGCUGUGAAUCUGAAUGAUGUCGAGAUGCAGAAACGGCUUAGGGAGUCUCGGGCGCGGAUGGCUGGGAAGGGGGUUGCCAGGCAAGCGACUGGUAAGCGUCCUAGAGAUGAUGAUGAAGGUUUGGUUGCUGAUGUGCUGGGAAAGAAUAGAGUGCUGGAGGAAGCUCACCAAAGUGUGAUGGGAACAGGGCCGAAACUUCCUCACUUUGACCUGCAGGCACCGCCGAAGCUCCCCUUCGGUAUGGAGGACGUUUAUGCCGAGGGGGUGGAGAAGAUGGACUUCUCCAGGCUGCGUCGGCAGAAGAAGGAGGUGAACCUUGCCAUGCAUCAGCAGGAGGUUCCCUUGGUGAACGUCUUCUUAGAAGGCGUGAAGUGUGACCCCGAGGUUUUGGCCAGGACACCGACCACUUCCUAUGCAGAUCGGGCCCAGAAGACGUUUCUUACCCAUGCCUAUGUCAAUGGCGAGAUGUACGUGAACAUGGCCAAGGCAGAUAAAGAGAUCCAGAGAUUGAAGAUGAGCAAUGAGAUGACCAAGGACAAGAUAGCGGAGGAGCAUGAGGCCAUCCUGGAAAAGAACGCCCUGCUGUUGCAGAAGGCGGCGUUGGCCAGAGAGGUGAAGGAGCUGAAGCGGUCGAGGGCCGAGGAGGUAGCUGCUGCUCGGGCCAAAGUGGAGCAGAAGAAGGUCGAAGAGAUAGCUGCUACCCGAGCUGAAGCGAUCGAGUCGUUUCAGAGUUCAGAGGAGCUGAGGAGCUACAUCAUGGAUCGGAUGGUGGCAAUGCAGCUGUAUUGGGAUGAGAGGUUGGCGAGGUUCAACCCUUCGGUUGAGAUUAACUUUGAUACGAGUGGCAAGCCUCCUUCACCUAGUUCUACUACUGAUGCCACUCCAGAGCCAGAGCCAGAGCCAGCUACCACAGAUGCCCCGUCCACCGAGUUUUGA
This is a messenger RNA of Prunus armeniaca (apricot), 1140 nucleotides long. The record is from the annotation of a GenBank genome assembly. Lineage: Eukaryota; Viridiplantae; Streptophyta; Magnoliopsida; Rosales; Rosaceae.